Messenger RNA from Photinus pyralis (common eastern firefly), 3081 nucleotides. RefSeq names its product adenosine receptor A2b-like. Bases 377 to 1753 code for a protein of 458 amino acids. Gene Ontology annotation, molecular function: G protein-coupled receptor activity. Lineage: Eukaryota; Metazoa; Arthropoda; Insecta; Coleoptera; Lampyridae. The transcript is spliced from 6 exons. The record is from RefSeq and is a predicted model, not a curated record. Gene Ontology annotation, cellular component: membrane. Gene Ontology annotation, biological process: G protein-coupled receptor signaling pathway.
UAGUAGGUUUAUAAGUCAAUUAUAAUUCUGUAGUAGUAUACGUUUCGGGUUGAUGCCUUUCCUAAUAACGAAGAUACGUUUAAUUCAUGGUUACAAAUUCUGCUUGCAUCAUACCGAGAGGAAGAACAUUAAAGGGUUGAAAAUUCUCUUUUUGCGACGCAGAUUUUUCCUAAUUUCGCACAACUACACAGGUUGGAAAUUCUCUUUUUGCGACGCAGAUUUUUCCUAAUUUCGCACAACUACACAGGAUAACUCGGAUGUGUUAAAAUCGAGUCCAAACAAGAUAAGCGAUUCUUCCAACUUCACCACGUUCGCAACAACACCUAAGCCUUUACCCACCUGGGCCGCCUUCAUAAACAGCAACAUCAAUGUGUCCAUGGAAAUGUCCGUAUUUAACUUCACACAUCAAGCAUUGGUAUUGUACAAUGCAGAUGUGGAGCCAACAGAGAAUAUUUCAGACGUUGAUGUUAAUAUUACCAAAAAUAUCUCCAGGUUGAACUCACCACUGGCCGUAACGAUCGCUGUGCUUUUAGUGUUCCUAUUUUCUCCUAUGAUCCUUAUAGGAAAUUCCUUAGUGCUAAUAGCGAUGUAUAGAUUUAAAAGGUUACGAACUCCAAGCAAUUAUUUAAUUAUGUCUUUGGCCACAUCGGAUUUGGGAGUUGGAAUGUUCAUGCCGAUCGGAAUGUACUUGGAAAUAGGUGGUACAAAUAACUUCACAAGUGCGCACGUAUGUUUACUAAGUUACGGUAUCGCGAUAACUUUGUGCUGUGUUUCGGUACUUGUGAUGGUAGCGAUCGCCGUUGAUCGCUUUACUUCGUUAGCGAGACCACUUCGGUACCCCAAUCUUAUCACGCAUUCGGCUGUCGAACGAUACAUUGCCGUAUUUUGGGCCUAUUCGUCUUUAGUUGGAUUCACACCUUUAGCAUAUGCACUAGUUAAUGGAAUUGCCGGAAAUCAUGGACACGAUGACUGUUCAUUUGGAGGUUUAGUCGCGCGACCAGUACAAUUGUUCAUGUUUUGUGCUGUAUAUGGACCAAGCGCUCUAGUUCUUCUAGUUUGUUACGGAUACGUCUACUUUGUUGCAAGAGGACACGCAAGAGCGAUCUCUGAAGUGCGACAUUCCCUUCACUAUUCGUCCGGUGCAACCACCGGACCACCUAGAUAUGGGCUCGCGUUAGCAAUAACUGCCGGCCUAUUUCUAGCUCUAUGGCUGCCAUUUCAGGCCUGCAUGUUAAUGGACGUCUUCGUGGGAACCAACAUCUUAACUGCAUGGGCUGCGGUGUACUUGGCGUUGCCAAUCCUAGCGAGCAGCGCCAUAAACCCAUGGGUCUACGGUUAUCGAAAUUCGGAACUUCGCGCCGCCGUGCGAAAAGUAAUCGACGAUCUCCUUACCGCGCUCGGUUUCACUUAUCGUAGCCAACACCAAAACUCCGAUCCGCUGCAGCCCAGCGGCGUCGUUACGGCCGGCGAUCCGGCAUCGUUCAUUCAUCACGUGCAAGGGGAUUGUUUCACCGCGAAACCUUGCGGCGAAUUUCUACUGGUGCCAAUAGCUAGACCGGAAAGUUCGGGGGUGGUAUCGGACGCCGACACUCCGAAAACGUUGAAGGAACCGCCGAGAAUCGUGAUCUCCAGAGAUCCACCCCUAAGGUUAUCGAAGAGUAUGAUUGAUAGUUUCGCGAUUUCUAAGGGUCAGGAUGUUGUGGUUAUUAAAAACGGAGAGUGCGGAAUGAAACACGGUGCUAGCGUUGUUUAAGAGAAUAUAUUUUCCUGUGGUAUAACGACGAAGGCUGUUGAAAUGGAAUUUUGUGAUGUAUAGAAAAUUUAUUCAGAUUCUAAGUGAUAGAGGAGGUGUGAGGUCAGGAAGUAAUUAAGCUGGACUUUUGUAAAUUAAUUUCCGCAGGUAGAUUGCAAGUAAUGUAAUUUACUUUUUCUUCGUACCUUCAAGAUAAAUUGUGAAAGGUGUGCAUCUAUUGUAGACAAUUCACAUAAGUGGAUUUGCGGUUAGCUCUCUAUAAGCUACUUUUCUGUAGCUAUGAAGUAUAGGUACUUUGCCUAGUGAAAUGUCUCAAAAACUGCAUUCACCUUAUCCUCGAAAUGAAAAUAUAAUUUUCUCAUAAAACAUUGUACAACGUAGGGAAUCGAUUUUACCCGAAAAGUCGUAAAAGAAAACGUUUCAAGUACAUAUAACGGUCUCUGGUGGGUUUCCCCUAAUACAUGCUGUACAAAUAAUUUAAGAGUUUAUACUUACUCUGGAAACUUAUGACGUACGUAUCAGACAUAUGACUGUAUUUACUGCUUUAUAAUUUGAAGCCGUAAUUGCCAACGAUUCCAUUCACAGCAGUCAUAAAUAUAAGUUAGAUGGGACCAAACCCAUUGCAGUUUGUUCAACACGUACAAAUUUAGAUAGGUAGGUAAUCAUUUCUGGUUGCUCAACCCUAUAGAUUCGUACAGCUGUAUACAAAUUGGACCUGAAAGGAACACGAUAUUUCAUUUGAUUGCUUGUUUACCUAUACGCUUAGUUUCGGUUUUGUUGCCAUUCAUGUUCUCUCUAUUAUCGUUUUAAAUUCAAAAUUACUUGCAAUCUCUAGGUAUACAGGCGCAACAUUUUGUUUUCAAGAGAAUACUUAGAGUCACUUUAGGAACAUCCUAAGAGCUUAACCGCCAUAAACCUGUAUUAGUAUCUAUUUUUUCUAAUACCGACCUAAUCUUCGUAAAAAGAUUAGAUUAGGUCGAUGUUACGAAAAUGUAUCAAAACUGUUUUGUUACAGUGCGUUGAAAAGGUCAAACGAAACAUGCUUUGGGAGUAUUUUAAUAUCUAUACUAUUGAAAACAAAAUGUAGUCCUGUAUACACUUCUUAAAUGUUAUUUUCUCAAUAACACACAACGAAUUGUUACCAAAUAUGUUUGAUUCAAUGUCAUCGAUGUCUUUACUUAUUAUCGUUAAGUAAUUGUGCCAAUUCAAAGUGUACUGCGUCAUAAUUUUUAACGUUUCAUACACUUUCAAUGUUCAUGUAAACCACAAGAUUUAUUCUGUAAUACAUAAGAAAUUAUAUUUAUAUGUGGAAGGUACUAUUAUGAGGA